Molecule: messenger RNA, 1100 nt
Organism: Spinacia oleracea (spinach)
Lineage: Eukaryota; Viridiplantae; Streptophyta; Magnoliopsida; Caryophyllales; Amaranthaceae
Source: RefSeq, a predicted model, not a curated record
UCAAAAUCCCGGGUUUCUCUAGCCUUUUGAGAGUGUGCACUCUUCAGUGUCAUCUUAUCCAAUUCUUGGCUACCAACAUUCUUCCCUCUUCUAUCUCUCUUUCUCUCUCUCUACAGAGCUACAACAUACAACAAUGGCGACAAUGGCCUGCGCUUCUUCCCUAACGUUUCCUUCAGCGCAGACCCAGAAAUCCUUCUUCGGCACCAAUGUAAAACAAACUCCUGUUUUGAGCUUUCCUCGCCCAACAGUGGCGGCAGCAGUAGCAGUGAGCGCCAGAAAAUCAACAUCAGCAUCUACCAAAUGUACCGAGGAAUGGCGUCAACUCAAAGAGGCCGUGAAGAAAGAGUUUGCCAUUCCUCAUGUUCCCUUAGACCAGCGCUGGAUGUUUACUCUUGAAGAAGCUACUGGCCCUGAUAUUUGGAACACAACAUGGUAUCCUAAAUCUGCUGACCAUGUUCCUACUGACAAGAAGUGGUAUGUUGUUGAUGCCACGGAUCUGAUUCUUGGGAGGAUGGCUUCAACUAUAGCAAUACAUAUUCGCGGGAAGAACUUGGCCUCCUAUACUCCAAGUGUUGACAUGGGAGCCUUUGUAAUCGUGGUUAAUGCUGAUAAAGUUGCUGUAUCGGGUAAAAAGAGGACACAGAAGUUAUACAGGCGCCAUUCAGGAAGGCCAGGGGGUCUGAAGGAGGAAACCUUUGACCAACUUCAGAAAAGAAUUCCGGAAAGGAUUAUUGAGCAUGCUGUCCGUGGCAUGCUUCCUAAAGGAAGACUCGGGCGGUAUUUGUUCAAUCACCUCAAAGUGUACAAAGGCGCAGAGCAUCCUCACCAAGCUCAGCAACCGAUUGAUCUUCCACUCAGAGACAAGAGAAUUCGCGUUGAGAAAUGAGUGUUGUAUCUAUCAAGCAAACAACUUUAUAAUGCCAAUGUUUUAACAGAAUUAAGCAUCCCUCUGUUUUGUAGAUUGAAAAUUAAGUUGUGUAGGUAGAUAAUUUGACCAUUUUGUAAUUCAGGUAUUAAAACAAACUCAUAUUUGUUUACACAAGAUGAGAAUCUCUGUAUCUUUCAGCUCAUAUUGCUUUCAGCUCCUCUGUUCUGUUCAA